This is a messenger RNA of Rosa chinensis, 1361 nucleotides long. Its product is annotated as cinnamoyl-CoA reductase 1. NCBI's taxonomy places the organism in Eukaryota, Viridiplantae, Streptophyta, Magnoliopsida, Rosales, Rosaceae. Gene Ontology annotation, molecular function: oxidoreductase activity, acting on the CH-OH group of donors, NAD or NADP as acceptor. Bases 85 to 1107 code for a protein of 340 amino acids. The record is from RefSeq and is a predicted model, not a curated record. The transcript has 5 exons.
CUAUUGUGAUUCGUGCCUCUUCCAUUACAACACAAAGUUCAAAUCAAAACUCCCUCUAUCUUUGAAAACACCAAUCAAGCCAAGAUGCCUGCUGAUCAGAGCUCUUCACUUUCCGGCCACGGCCAAACUGUGUGUGUCACCGGGGCCGGAGGCUUCAUCGCUUCUUGGUUGGUGAAGCUUCUUUUGGAAAGAGGCUAUAAUGUUAGAGGAACCGUGAGAAACCCAGAUGACCCAAAGAAUGCUCAUUUGAGGGAGCUGGAAGGAGCCAGAGAGAGGCUGAGCUUGCGAAAAGCCGAUCUUCUCGAUUUCGAGAGCCUGAAAGAUGCCAUUAACGGCUGUGAUGGCGUUUUCCACACAGCGUCGCCUGUAACUGAUGAUCCGGAACAAAUGGUGGAGCCGGCAGUGAAUGGAACAAAGAACGUGAUUGUCGCCGCUUCUGAGGCCAAGGUUAAACGCGUGGUCUUCACGUCUUCAAUCGGUGCCGUGUACAUGGACCCGACGAGAGGUCCCGAUGUGGUUGUUGAUGAGUCAUGUUGGAGUGAUCUGGAGUUUUGCAAGAACACCAAGAACUGGUACUGCUAUGGGAAAGCUGUGGCGGAGCAAGCAGCGUGGGAUGAGGCCAAAGAGAAAGGAGUAGACUUGGUGGUGGUGAACCCAGUUUUGGUGCUUGGACCACUGCUCCAACCAACCAUCAACGCCAGCAUUAUCCACGUCCUCAAGUACUUGACUGGCUCGGCCAAGACUUAUGCCAAUUCUGUUCAGGCCUAUGUGCAUGUUAAGGACGUGGCAUUAGCACACAUACUGGUGUAUGAAACUCCCUCGGCAUCUGGCCGUUAUCUUUGCGCCGAGAGCGUCCUUCACCGUGGAGAUGUAGUUGAAAUCCUCGCCAAGUUCUUCCCUGAAUACCCGAUACCCACCAAGUUGAAAGAUGAUGGGAAACCCAGAGCAAUACCCUACAAGUUCUCAAAUCAGAAGCUACAAGACUUGGGUUUGGAGUUCACUCCAGUGAAACAGAGCCUAUAUGAUACUGUCAAGAGCUUGCAGGAGAAGGGUCACCUUAAAGUUCCUACAAAACAAGAACAAGACUCCAUUAAGAUCCAAUCUUAAGUGAGGCUUAUAUAUUUUGGGUACUGCGACCUGAAAAUAAUUUCAGGCUUUGCUCCAGUAAUAUGGUAGUGAUAAGAAUAUUAUGAAAUGUUAAUGAAAGGACAAUGAAAAGUUGCUAGUAUUUUGUUGUCUAUGGCAAAUCCCUUAAUUAAUGUUUUUUUCCUUUUCUUUUUAAACUCUAAUUGUGAUUCGGUGCAUAUAUAUAAAAAUCUUGUAAUCGAUCAUAUUUUAAAAAUUUAAUGUCAUAGUUUGAA